This is a messenger RNA of Momordica charantia (bitter melon), 1569 nucleotides long. Its product is annotated as S-adenosyl-L-methionine-dependent methyltransferases superfamily protein. Gene Ontology annotation, molecular function: RNA binding; methyltransferase activity. Lineage: Eukaryota; Viridiplantae; Streptophyta; Magnoliopsida; Cucurbitales; Cucurbitaceae. The record is from RefSeq and is a predicted model, not a curated record.
UAUAAGACUAUGGGUUCGGAACUGGAUGUCAUCUGAGUUCCCGCUCAAGAGUUGAAAGGGAGGGGUCAUUUCGCUCCCAACGAACGCAGAAGAAUGCAGCAGCUGCAAUCCCGCCUUCUCAAGUCUUUCUCCAUAUCUUCAUCAUCAAUCCAAGAAAUUGCUUCUGCUUCCCCCAAAGGUUUGGCCAAGGUUGUACUGAAAAAGGGGAAGGCACAACUUUUUAAGGAUGGAAGUCCUAUGGUGUACAGUGGAGCUGUUGACAGAAUAAUUGGAAGGCCACCACCAAAAACUGGAGAUGUUGUGCUGGUAGCUGAUGGGACUGAGAAACCUAUAGGGUGGGGUUUGUAUAAUUCAGUUUCCAUGUUCUCUGUGAGAUUGAUGCAGUUGGAAGAGGAGGCAGCGAGAGACCCUUCAUGCACAUUGGAUAUCGAGAAACUGAUUGAAACAAGGAUACAUACUGCUAUGGAAUUACGAAAGAACUUGGGACUUCCAUCAGCCAGUACUAAUGCGUAUCGCCUUGUUAACAGUGAAGGAGACAGAUUGUCAGGAUUAAUCAUUGACGUCUUUGGAGAUUUAGCAGUGGUAGCAUCAUCUGCUGCUUGGGUGGAGAAGUACAAAGCUGAAAUCGAGUAUUGUGUUCGUCGAAUCGAUGAAAUCAAUCAUGUGAAAUGGAGACCAUCGGUGGAAAUUCUGAAAGAAGAAGGGAUAGAUGUGUCUGAAUUAAAGGAUAUGAACCCGUCUACUUGUCCUUUCAGGACAAAGGCAAGGGAGAAUGGAAUUUUUUACGCUAUUUCACUUGAAGGCCAGAAAACAGGGUUUUAUGCUGAUCAGCGUGAAAACCGUCAUUUUAUCUCAACGAUUUCAGAGGGUCAGAGAGUUCUUGAUCUCUGCUGCUACAGUGGUGGGUUUUCUCUAAAUGCAGCACGUGGUGGAGCUAGUGAUGUCACUGGUAUUGAUUCAUCAUUGCCUGCUCUGGAGCUAGCAAAAGAAAACGUGAUCCUGAACAACAUGGAUCCAGAAAAAAUAUCAUUCUUGAAAAUGGAUGUCACUGCAUUCAUGAAGGAUGCUCUAUCUAGAAAUGAAUCUUGGGAUAUAGUCAUUCUCGAUCCUCCAAAACUAGCACCACGGAAGAAGGUUCUGCAAACAGCAUCAGGCAUGUACAGGACUUUAAAUUCAUUAGCAAUGCAACUCACGAGGAAAGGUGGUCUUCUAAUGACCUGUUCAUGUUCUGGAGCAAUGACACAAAGUGGGAUGUUCUUGCAAACGCUCCAGGGUGCAGCAUCAAUGGCGAAAAAGAAAAUCACAGUCCUACGACAAGCAGGGGCGGCAUGUGAUCACCCCAUUGACCCAACUUAUCCAGAGGGUGCAUAUCUUUCUAACAUCCUUCUGCGUGUACUCUAAAGUCUAAAGUUUCUCCCUCCCCCAAUUUAUUGCAGUUAUAGAGGUAGCCACCAUUGAUCAGAAAACGCAUAAGCUAUUUAACAUAAUGAUACUGCAUUUGAAGUUACAUAUCACCUGAUACUCCCACACAUCUUCAUACAAGAAGCAAAAAUAGAAGUUCAAUUACAA